AUGAAAUCCGACCACGCUAUCCGAAAAACAGAAAUGGUGACAUUCUUUAUGCCGCACCCGUUAGUAUAUUUAACGCGGCGCCUCAUGCCGAAAGUCAAAGUUGCUCUACAAUGUCUCGGCUGUGAUCUCCAGCUGGAUACAAAGAAGGACCACAACGUUAAUACGAAUGUGAAUCGAGCGAAGAAACGAUGCUAUCUUUGCCCAGCAAAACCUGGACGUAAGUCUUUGUUGGCAGCUAUACGAAAACGUCGUGCCGAUGAUCAACAAAUUGAUGAAGAAUUUACAUCUGAAGAAUCAGAUUCCGAAGGUUACGAUAUUGAUUUAAUGAGAAAACGUAAUGAUAGUGACGUUGAUGAUGAAGAUGGCGACGGAACAGUGGACCAGAGUGGAACAGAUCUUGAUGACUUGAUUAAAUCAGAUGACAACAAGAACGAUCAAUCAGCUGAGACAAGUGAAUCAAUCGAAGAAAAAAAAAGAAGUUACGAUGAGUCAGAAGAUGAGACUUCAAGUAGUUCAAGCGACGAUGAUUGA
Molecule: messenger RNA, 531 nt
Organism: Didymodactylos carnosus
Lineage: Eukaryota; Metazoa; Rotifera; Eurotatoria; Philodinida; Philodinidae
Source: the annotation of a GenBank genome assembly